This is a messenger RNA of Alosa sapidissima (American shad), 1508 nucleotides long. It is a transcript of the gene tfap2d, whose product is annotated as transcription factor AP-2 delta (activating enhancer binding protein 2 delta). The transcript has 8 exons. Lineage: Eukaryota; Metazoa; Chordata; Actinopteri; Clupeiformes; Clupeidae. The record is from RefSeq and is a predicted model, not a curated record. Gene Ontology annotation, cellular component: nucleus. Gene Ontology annotation, biological process: regulation of transcription by RNA polymerase II; anatomical structure development; regulation of cell population proliferation. Bases 109 to 1467 code for a protein of 452 amino acids. Gene Ontology annotation, molecular function: DNA-binding transcription factor activity, RNA polymerase II-specific; RNA polymerase II transcription regulatory region sequence-specific DNA binding.
UUUUACCCACUCCGCGAGGCCGCCAUUCAUUUUCACGUGCUAUAUUUGGGAUUUUUAACGCAUUUUAUUCGGUAGCGCGAGGAAAGCGGGGUUUCCUGGAUCGCGAGAAUGUCAGCCACCUUUCCGGGACUGGUUCACGAUGCGGAGAUACGUCACGACGGAUCAAACAGCUACCGUUUGAUGCAGCUCGGAUGCUUGGAAUCUGUGGCCAACUCCUCUGUCGCAUACUCUUCCUCGUCUCCUCUCACGUACCCGGCAACCGGAACCGAGUUUGCCUCCCCAUAUUUCCCUACGAACCACCAAUACACGCCCUUACACCAUCAGUCGUUUCAUUAUGAGUUCCAGCACAGUCACCCGGCCGUGAACCCGGACGCCUACUCGCUCAAUACGCUACACCACUCCCAGCAAUACUAUCAGCAGCUCCACCACGGCGAGCCGGCAGACUUCAUCAACUUACACAACGCCCGGGCGCUCAAGUCGUCGUGCCUGGACGAGCAGCGGCGGGAGCUGGGGUGUCUGGACGCUUACCGGCGACAUGACCUCUCCUUGAUGAGCCACGGCUCUCAGUAUGGGAUGCACCCGGAGCAGAGACUACUGCCCGGGGCCGGGCUGGGACUCCCGCCUCCGGGGGCCGAGGACCUACAGGGCUCUGUCGAUGCACAAUGUGGACUUGUUCUUAAUGGCCAAGGAGGUGUGAUUCGUAGAGGUGGCACGUGUGUGGUCAACCCCACAGACCUGUUCUGCUCCGUGCCUGGCAGACUGUCCCUGCUCAGCUCCACCUCCAAGUACAAGGUGACGAUAGCGGAGGUGAAGAGACGCCUCUCGCCGCCCGAGUGCCUGAACGCAUCCCUGCUGGGGGGCAUCCUAAGAAGAGCGAAGUCGAAGAAUGGCGGCCGGUGCCUGCGCGAGAAGCUUGACCGUCUCGGCCUGAACCUCCCAGCAGGCCGCAGGAAAGCGGCCAACGUCACGCUCCUCACCUCGCUGGUGGAAGGUGAAGCGCUUCACCUGGCGAGGGACUUUGGCUACACCUGUGAGACCGAGUUUCCCUCCAAAGCCGUAGGAGAGCACUUGGCCCGGCAGCACACGGAGCCGAAAGAACAGAACGCACGCAAGAAGAUGGUGCUGGCCACCAAGCAGAUCUGUAAGGAGUUUCAGGAUCUGUUGAGUCAGGACCGCUCUCCCCUGGGAUCCUCCAGACCCACACCCAUACUGGAUGUAGACAUUCAGAGACACCUCACACACUUCAGUCUCAUCACCCACGGCUUCGGCACACCAGCCAUCUGCGCGGCCCUCAGCACCUUCCAGACCAUCCUGAGUGAGAUGCUCAACUACCUGGACAAGCACUCGGCCAGCAAAGGAUCAGGCACGCCCGAUGCCGGCCAGAUCAACACCAACGUCGAUAAGACGCCGAUGCGCAAGUCUGGCGACGCCCCUGCCAAAGACGGCAAGAUGGAGAAGACGGAAUGACUCUUUUGACUUCCUACUUCCUGUCAUUGGGAGGGGCACGG